GUGCGCCGGGGUAGCGGGAUGUGUGCGCGGAGCUCCCGUCGCCUCUCCCGCGCGGGACGGAGCCGCGGGAGCGACGCCGGAGGGGUGAGGCCUCCGGCUGGCCGCCCGCAUGGAGCUGAGCAGCGCAGAGGCAGCCUCCACCCGCUUCCUCGGCCUCACUCAGCGCUCUGUCUCUGAAGAUCUGGGUUGCAGACGUGGAGAGUUUAGCAGAAAGCAUUACGGAUCUGUGGAGCUUCUUAUAUCUAGUGAUGCUGAUGGAGCCAUUCAAAGAGCUGGACGGUUCCGUGUGGAAAAUGGCUCUGCUGGUGAGAAUACAGACUACACUCCGGGUACGUGGCACAGAACAGACGUGCAUUUGGAAAACCCAGAAUAUCAUACAAGAUGGUAUUUCAAAUAUUUUUUGGGGAAAGUUCAUCAAAAUUAUAUAGGUACAGAUGCAGAGAAGAACCCUUUCUUUCUGUCUGUUGUACUGUCUGACCAAAAUAAUCAGCGUGUUCCUCAGUACCAUUCAAUACUUUGGAGAAAGACAGGUACUCAGAAAAUAUGUCUCCCUUAUAGUCCCACAAAAACAUUAUCAGUGAAAUCUAUAUUAAGUGCUAUGAGUCUCGACAAAUUUGAGAAGAGCCCAAGGGAGAUUUUUCAUCCUGAGAUACAAAAGGAUUUAUUGGUUCUUGAAGAGCAAGAGGGAUCUGUGAAUUUUAAAUUUGGAGUCCUUUAUGCAAAGGAUGGGCAGCUUACAGAUGAUGAAAUGUUCAGCAACGAAACUGGAAGUGAAAACUUUCAAAGAUUUUUGCAUCUCUUGGGUGACACAAUUACUUUGAAAGGCUGGACAGGCUACAGAGGAGGACUGGACACUAAAAAUGAUACAACAGGAACCUGUUCCAUCUAUACAGUUUUUCAAGGGCAUGAAAUUAUGUACCAUGUUUCAACCAUGCUACCAUAUUCUAGAGAGAACAAGCAGCAGGUAGAAAGGAAGCGACAUAUUGGAAAUGACAUUGUCACUAUCGUAUUUCAGGAAGGCGAAGAGUCUUCUCCAGCAUUCAAGCCAUCCAUGAUUCGCUCUCAUUUUACACAUAUUUUUGCCUUAGUGAGAUAUAAUAAGCAGAAUGAUAGUUACAGGCUGAAAAUAUUUUCCGAAGAAAGUGUUCCUCUCUUUGGGCCUCCCCUUCCCUCCCCACCUGUGUUUACAAAUCACCAGGAAUUCAGGGAUUUUGUGUUAGUGAAAUUAAUAAAUGGGGAAAAAGCCACCUUGGAAACCCCAACAUUUUCUCAGAAACGUCAACGCACUCUAGACAUGCUGAUCCGCUCUUUAUACCAAGACCUGAUGCCUGAUCUACACAAGAACAUGCUCAAUAGAAGGUCCUUCAGCGAUGUGUUACCAGAGUCCCCAAAAUCAACACGGAAGAAAGAAGAAGCUCGGCAAGCAGAGUUUGUCCGACUUGGUCAGGCAUUGAAAUUGAAAACCACGGUGAAAGGGGAUGCCACGGCUAACUUGGCAACCACAAGCUUUUGUAAAAAGGAGCCUUGGGAAUCUCAAUCUUUCUGCAGUAAUUUUCCUCAUGAGGUUGUCUGUGCAGAUUCUUGGGGCCAGUCCUUGCUGGUUUCUACAGAUGCUGGCAUCUUGUUAAUAGAUGAUGGUCAACCAUCGGUGCAAGUAUUUGAUAAAACUCUCCAAAUAAAGCAGAUGCAUGUGUUGGAAGCUCUGGAUCUUUUGAUUGCCCGAACAGACAAAGGAAAAGACUCUCGUCUCCUUGUCUUCAGGCUCAGUGCUGUCCAAAAACGUAUAGAAACAAAGCAAAUGAUAAGAAGCAAAUACGACUGCAGAGAAAAUAAACUGGAGAGAACAAAAGGCUGCCAUUUGUAUGCCAUUAAUACUCACCAUGGCAGUGAACUGAGGAUUGUUGUGGCUAUUCGGAACAAACUACUUCUCGUCACAAAGAAACAUAAUCCACGCAACAUUUUAACCAGCAGCUCUCUGCUAUCAUCAUCUGAAUCUCCAGUAGAGGAGUUCCAGUACAUCCGGGAAAUAUGCCUUUCUGACCCUCCAGUGGUUAUGACACUAGUGGAUGGACCUACUGGAGACAGUGACAAUAUGAUCUGUGUAGCCUAUCGGCAUCAGUUUGAUUUAGUUAAUGAGAGUACUGGGGAGUCCUAUAGAUUGCAUCAUGUUGAAACAAACAAGGUUAAUUUUGUUGCAGCUAUUGAUGUAUAUGAAGAUGGUGAAGCUGGCCUACUGUUGUGUUAUAACUAUGUUUGCCAAUACAGAAAGGUAUAUCCUUUCAAUGGAGGUUCUCCACUGAUCCAGCCAUCGGCUUAUGACUUCCACUUCAGCUGGAAUCAAGUUCCUUAUGCUGUUGUCUGUGCUUUCCCUUAUAUCCUUGCCUUCACUACUGAUUCCAUUGAGAUCCGAUUAGUGGUGAAUGGGAACUUAGUCCACACAGCAGUUGUACCUGAGCUUCAACUUGUGGCAUCAAGGUCAGAUAUUUAUUUUAAAGCUACUGCUGCAGUAAGUGGAUCAUCUGACAGCAGCUCUAAGGAAAUGAGUUCAAGGAGUUCUCCUCAAACGCCGACAGCUUAUGACAUGCCAGAAUGUCCUCUUUCUUCUGUAGAAGGUGAAGUUCCAUGCAAAAACCUGUACAAAAUUCCUCUCAGUAAUCUAGUUGGGCGAAGCAUUGAACGACCUCUAAAGUCACCUUUGGCUCCCAAAGUUAUUACUACUACAACAUCCAGUGGCAUUGCCUCUCUUCCAGUUACUCACUCGCUAUCUUUAUCUCGUAUGGAAAUUAAAGAAAUUGCAAGCAGAACACGUAAAGAAUUGCUGGGCCUCUUGGAUGAGCCUAUACCCAAGACAGAAAGUGCACAGAAGCAAAAAAAGGUUCCUCGAAGACAGUCAGACCCCAAGCAGGGAGCAGUAAGAUCAACUAGUAGUGACAGGAUAAUCUCAGGCUCUUUUGAAAGCUAUUCUGAAGGACGUCAUCUUUCUACUAGUUCAGAUCCUGAUACUUUAGCAAACAGGGAGGAGAGCUCACCAUCUAGCUAUCCAUUUCAGCUGAUUUCUUUAUAUGAUGAAGACAUCAUUGACUUGAAGUGAAGACAGUCUUAAAACCUUUCUUCCUUCACAUUUUCUUACAACUCCAUGAGCUCUAUGGGAAUGUCACAAACACUGCUUCUAGUGGUAAAAUGUGGCUGGAAGUAUUGGUGAUUAAUCUUUAUAGAACCCAUAUUGUUCUGGCUAGCUCAGCCUGAUUUGAUGAUGCUUGUAUCUUUGACAUAGGUAUGUUUUCUUUUCUCAGUUAAUGAACCAUUACUUUUUGUGGCAUUCUAACAGUAGGUAAUCAAUGAGAGAUUUAGGCUGAAACAGAAGUAAAUAAAAAGUAUUACUUGUUCUGAGCUUCUUAAAAUGUGAGGUACCUGAAUGACAUUCAGCUAAGUUAAUCACUGUUAUUA
This is a messenger RNA of Haliaeetus leucocephalus (bald eagle), 3447 nucleotides long. RefSeq names its product GTPase activating Rap/RanGAP domain-like 3 (gene GARNL3). NCBI's taxonomy places the organism in Eukaryota, Metazoa, Chordata, Aves, Accipitriformes, Accipitridae. Bases 110 to 3091 code for a protein of 993 amino acids. The record is from RefSeq and is a predicted model, not a curated record. Gene Ontology annotation, biological process: activation of GTPase activity; regulation of small GTPase mediated signal transduction. Gene Ontology annotation, cellular component: cytoplasm. The transcript is spliced from 29 exons. Gene Ontology annotation, molecular function: GTPase activator activity.